GGCCGGCUCAGCCAAUCGGCUCCGCCAAGCUCGCAACUGCCAAGCGGAAGCCGGGAAGCCAGCCUGGCUCCUGACUUUGGGGCUGGGGAUUGUGGGAGGAGGGCCGGGCCCCACUGGAGGCACCCUUUUGUGUAAGAGCCCCAGGAACCAGUCCUCCGUCUGGCCACAGGGACACUGGGUUGUGGCAUUUCUCCAGCUGCUCCCCAUGGGGAGGGAAGACCUCCCUGGAGCCAACAGGCCUAGCCUCUGACCCUGGAAACACCCAGCCCAGGCCUGCCUGAAGGCCAACAAGUCAGGGAGCGGCAAAUUUUUAACCAGACACAUUGAUCAUUAACUGGGGUAGGAAGGAGUCCAAACUCAGCAUCCCUCGGGGGCAGAGACCAGCUGGGCUUUGAGCCUCCUGUGGAGAUGCUGGGCCCCCGAGUCUGGUCCUCUGUGAGGCAGGGGCUGAGCAGGGCCUUGUCCAGCCCCAUGGGGGGCUGGGCCUCAAGGGAGGGGAGGAAGGUGGACAUCUCAGGCAUCUACCCCCCUGUGACCACCCCCUUCACUGCCACGGCCGAGGUGGACUAUGGGAAACUGGAGGAGAAUCUGCACAAACUGGGCACCCUUCCCUUCCGAGGCUUCGUGGUCCAGGGCUCCAAUGGCGAGUUCCCCUUCCUGACCAGCAGUGAGCGCCUGGAGGUGGUGAGCCGCGUGCGCCAGGCCCUGCCCAGGGACAAGCUCCUGCUAGCCGGCUCGGGCUGCGAGUCCACUCAGGCCACGGUGGAGAUGACGGUGAGCAUGGCCCAGGUCGGGGCUGACGCCGCCAUGGUGGUGACACCUUUCUACUAUCGCGGCCGCAUGAACAGUGCCGCCCUCAUUCACCACUACACCAAGGUUGCUGACCUGUCUCCAAUUCCCGUGGUACUCUACAGUGUCCCAGCCAACACGGGGCUGGACCUGCCUGUGGAUGCGGUGAUCACGCUUUCCCAGCACCCGAAUAUCGUGGGCAUCAAGGACAGCGGUGGUGAUGUGAAUGGCAGCAGCUCUCGGCUGGGGCGCCCUCCUCCUCUUCUCUUCUGCUACCAACUUCCGGGCAGCUGUGGGACCCGCUUCAGUCCUGGGCUCCUGUGUGACCAGGAUCGGGCUGAUUGUCCACAAGACCAGGAGACAGGAUUUCCAGGUGUUGGCUGGAUCGGCUGGCUUCCUGCUGGCCAGCUAUGCUGUGGGCAGAGGCUCUGGCUGGUAUUCUGCAUCUUACUCUGUGGCAGGAGCUGUGGGGGGCGUGUGUGCCCUGGCCAAUGUCCUGGGGGCUCAGGUGUGCCAGCUGGAGCGACUCUGCCUCACAGGGCAGUGGGAAGAUGCCCAGAAGCUGCAGCACCGCCUCAUCGAGCCAAACACUGCGUCUCUUCUAACAGGCCCUGCUCCUCAGGUGACCCGGCGCUUCGGGAUCCCGGGGCUGAAGAAAACCAUGGACUGGUUUGGCUACUACGGAGGCCCCUGCCGCGCCCCCUUGCGGGAGCUGAGCGCCGCCCAGGAGGAGGCGCUGCGCCUGGAUUUCACCAGCAACGGCUGGCUCUGAGCGUGAGGACGGGACGGCCGGACCGCGCCCAUCCCAGCCCCCUGCCUUGCGGUAGCAGCCUGAAGAGGAACGCGGGGGGACGAGGGUUCAAGGCCCCUCUUCUUACUUCGGUCAUCCAGGUAGCCUGUCUCCAGGCGCUGCCAUGCACGCUUGUUUCCUGUUCUCCCGGCCCCAUGACCUCUCGCAUUUGUAUCCUGAACUCUGGGUCUCUAGAGACCUUCAGUCUGGGAAGGAGCAAUGACUUGUCUUUCUACUGUGCUUUUCUAUCCCCUGAGACACGUGAACCAGGAGCCAGAGGGGAAAGUCAGGGGGGCAGUUGGGCACAGAAAGGCCAUGUUUUACUGAAAGGAAGACUGCUUAGACUUGGGGAUACAAACCUGAGUCCAGCACAGUGCAGCAGGAAGCCAGGGUGACUCCUGAGAACCCAAGUUCUGACUCCUUCCAGGGGAAGCAAUAGGUUGGGAAACCUGAUCAGAAAGGUGUCACUGGUCUUUCAAAGACACCCCCCCCCAAGCUACAUUCUAAUCCUUUCCUAAAUCUAUUUGGAUUGAUCUCAUAUUGUCUCUAGCCUUGAUCCCAACCAUCAUGUGCACCAGUAAGACAGCCCAGUGGCUUGCCAGAACUGGUAAAUAAUGACACCUGGUGGAUAAAUAUUACAUUCUAGAAGGCUAUUCUAGCCAACCCAGGUCUGAAACAUUAGGAAAGGGGACUUGGCCUGAGAUAGGACCAUCCUCUUGCCUAUACACACUCUGCUUUUAUUGUUAGGAACAAUUACUCUGUUACUGCAAUAAAGUUGAAUAAGUUAAA
Messenger RNA from Mesoplodon densirostris (Blainville's beaked whale), 2368 nucleotides. It is a transcript of the gene HOGA1, whose product is annotated as 4-hydroxy-2-oxoglutarate aldolase 1. Gene Ontology annotation, molecular function: 4-hydroxy-tetrahydrodipicolinate synthase activity; N-acetylneuraminate lyase activity. Lineage: Eukaryota; Metazoa; Chordata; Mammalia; Artiodactyla; Ziphiidae. The transcript is spliced from 7 exons. Bases 409 to 1974 code for a protein of 521 amino acids. Gene Ontology annotation, biological process: N-acetylneuraminate catabolic process. The record is from RefSeq and is a predicted model, not a curated record.